GGGACAUUUUUUAGUAACUUUUUAAUUCACAGUAAGUGUAACUGUAAAGCUCUCUUUUGAAAGUUUUUUUAAAUUAAACAUUACAGUAGUUAGUUGAAAUUUGUUUACAAUCUUGUUUUCUGUGGGAAUUUAGGAAAAACAGUCCAGACACCCGAGACACAGUGAUGUUCAACUCUCGUACCAAGGCUGUAACUGCUAAUGUUGCCUCUGAAGAAAACAUCAAGGAUAAGGUGUCGGCCGUACGUGAGGUGGUGAGUGGCCAGAGUAACAACCAGAUUGUGCUCGUGCUGCAGUAUUAUGAGUACAGUGUGGAGAAAACCAUUCAGGCGUUUAUAGAAGAUGGGGCUAAGCAGGCAUUGACAGAGUGGCAGCAUUCAGGGACCAAGCCUGUGAAAAAGAAAAAGAACAAGAAGAAGGGAGGUCAGGCAAGACCGGGUACUGGGGAGGGAUCCGACCUCCGGACCAAUGGGCCCUCUCUGUUGAAUGGGGCCUCUCUGCUGAAUGGGGACGCUGAUAGCGUCAUAGUCAAUGGAGAUCUUCAUAAUGGCAUGCAUACCCCUACUGUGAUACCUCAAGGACCAAAAGCGCACACAUAUCAGGCCUCCUUACCCACUGCUGACUCUGGGGGUAAGGCUUCCCCCACCCCCCAGACCUUCAAGCCUAGACCAGACCAGAAGGGAGACUUCAUACCGAAUGGUUCUAUACCUGGGUCUAACACUGCUGAACUGCUUUCCAAGGUCAAGCAGGGUGUUGUGAAUAAGACUGAGGUAAACCUGCCUGGUCAAAUAGAAGUCUCAUCUGCUGCAGAGAAAUCUGAAGCUUUGCCACAACGUCAACCCAAGCAACGAACACACUCAGGUUCCCAUUCACACGGUCGUCCCCCUGGUCACCAUAACAACCAUGACAAUCACCUCCACGACAACAGAGAACGCACAGAGAGCACCUCAUCUAUAGAUGGAUCUCAUGGUGGAAAGAAGCAUACUUACAUGAACUUGGAGAAGUCAGGCAAGGAUCUCCAUCGUCAGGUUGUGUCCCUGGAGAGGCUGCGACUGGUGUUCGAGGAGGAGGUGGACCGCUCCGUGAAGAAGGUCAAGGCAGUCAUUGAUGAGAUCAGACACUGUUUGGAUGCCAAGGAGUCCUCAUUGGUUGUAGAGUUGAAUGCAGUCAGAGCAGCAGGCCAUGCUACAUUCAUCACACGCCAAGGCCAGGCCACCCAGUUGAAGACCAUGAUUGACCGCGCAGAGCGGCUCACAGAGCCCCAGUUGACUGAACUCAGGGCCGAUAUCAAGCACUUUGUGAGUGAGCGAAAGCUGGACGAAGACAUUGCCCGUGUCACAAGGUUCGUGUACGAUGAUGACUCGAUGAAAAAGCGGAUCCAGCAGUUUGCAGAAGUUGUUCCUGUGAAGAGUUCCUACCAGUGGCAUGGCAGCUCAGUAGUGGAUGCGGUACUCACCAGCACAGGCACCGUGGAAAGCAGUAUACAGGCCACGGGGAGUAGCAGUACCCAUACAGUCCCACCAUCUGGUCCCUCUAAGCCCAGUGCAGCCCCUACAGACACCAUUAAGCCCUCUGUCCCCCAUGUGGACCCUGCAGAGGCCCAUGAGAUUGCAGAGUUACAGAGGAGGCUCAAACACUCCCUCACCCUAGAGGGCAUUCCAGUACAGACGUACCCAGAACGGAUCAGCUCUGCCCCUGCGGCCCCCACAGUUGCAGCAGAGACUGACACUCCUAAAAAUGUGGCUACCUCUUCUGCGAGGGGUGGACCACGUGGCAAUCGUGAACGCAGAAGAAACGACCGUCCCCGAGGAGACCAGCCUGUGGCUGAGAAACCACAGGAGGAUGGACGCAGUGGGUUCACGCAGACCAGUAGUGGGGAUAGAGUCAUCUUUAUAGGAAGGAAAACCGGUCCCCAGGGUGGGGGUCGAGGGUCGAACCGGGGAGGGCCCGGACGAGGUCGAGGUGGUUACCGCGGUGAUAGAAAUAGGGGAGGUAAUGACACAACAAACCCACCAUCAGGGAAUGUAAUUGACAAUUCAAACAGUACUUCAGACAGUACUACGGUUCUGAACAAUGCUGGUAGCAAACCCGAGGACAAACCCAGAAGUCCUGGUGGUAACCGCGGUAACAGACGAGGAGGGUCAGCAUCAGGUCGUGGGUCCAGCCCUCAGAAAUCUAGUGCUCAGAGGGGAGAUGCUGAGAGCCCCAGAAAAGGGGCCCAGGGGUCUUCUGGGAGUCCCAGAAGGGGACGGGGUCGUGGAGGUCCAGUAAACAGGUCACCUGGCGCCCUUGGCAAUCAACCACCUGGAAACAAUAGUAACAAGUCAGAGUCACGUGGAGCAGAAUCCACUGAGAAUAAAGAAGGUUAACUGCGGGUCAAUAUAAGGAAUCUAGUCAACGAAUGUAUUUAAGGAGUAUAUUUAGUAAUCUUACAAAUGUUUAUUUUUGUUAAAAAAGUGCAAAUUUAUUUUUGAGGGAUAUAUCUGAAUUAUUUUUCAAAAUAACCAUUCAUUAUGUGAUUAUUGCAAUAUAUUGUUAUACAGAUGAUUACAUUUAUAUUUUUGACAUGAUUAAUUUAGUAUGAAAUACAUGUAGUAUGCCAUUUCAUUUUGUGAUGGUUAGGUAUAAAUUGGACAUCCAUGCAUUUGUGAUGUAAAUAUAUUGUAUCUUAUUGAUGUUUUUGAUUCACUUGAUAUAUUGUUGCUGUAUCACUCUGACUGUGCCCUUUAACCCUUUGCAUGCUGGGAAAUUUGUCGUCUGCUAAAAUGUUGUCUGCUGAAUUUCUAAAAUUAGCAUUUUCUUCGAUUUUUUUUCCAAGAAUACUAUCAGAAUAGCAAACAGUUUUGAUCCUGAUGAGACACCACGUUCUGUGACGUCUCAUCAGGAUCCAAACUGUUUGCAAAGAUCUUCAAAAUUCGAUUCCAGCACUGAAAGGGUUAAAUGCAUACUGCUUGUCAUGGGUUGCUUGUUUUUUUUCCGACAACGUUAAUGGUUUUCCAAUAUUCAAAUGGUCUAGAGUUUAUGUACAAGUUGCCACCGCACAUGCUGGACCAAGCUAUACAUCGACUGAAUUUGUGGCGUACGUUGUCAUUUUUAGCUCGGCUGUUUUCGGAGAAUACCCGAGGUAUUGUCAUAGCCAGCUCGUCAUGUCCGUCGUCGUCCGCUGAAACCUUAACAUUUUGUUAAGGUUUUGAACAUUGCUUCUAAAAUAAAAGUGCUUCCACCUACAACAUUGAAACUUCAUAUGUAGCUGCACCUUGAUGAGUUCUCAGACCACACCUAUUUUUGGGUCACUAGGUCACAAUUCACUCUGACCUGUAACAAAAAUAAAAAUAUGACAAGCUUUCGCAGCCGAGAGUGGCACCCGUUAUGCGGUGCUCUUGUUAUGUCAUUGAACGUUGCUAACAGUAGAAUCUUGAGAAGAAUCAAACUUAAUUUUUGGUUUAACAAUUAAUGAAGUCAAGCAGAAUGGAAACAUGCAUUACAGCACCAUUAAGCGUUUAAGAGUUUUAUCCUUCUAAUGAUAUUUUUCUUAAUUCACAUUUGAACACUAUAAGAAACCACUCUUUUGUUUAUUGUCUUUACACAUUAGUUUUUUUUCAUUGAUUUUGUAUGAUGUUGUCAUUGCGGAUCUCUGGUUUGACACAGAGAAUAAAUGUGUUUGUGCACUGCGUUUUGACCAACUUCAUAAUUCUUGAAGUAAUUGUACUUAGCACCUUAAACUUGAUCUUUUUUAGCUUUUUUCAUUCAAACAUAUUAUCUAUAAACAUAUUAUUUUAUUGUUAACAUUAAUUUCUGGAUGUAAUUUCAAUGCAAAAGUGCUUUCUUCAAAGAUCUAUUUGGCUUUUCAUGUUCAUGUAUAUUGGGCCAGUAAUACUGUGUUGUGAUGAAUUGAAAGCAGAAAUCUUAUGAAAGAAAGUAUCAAAGCACUGAUACAUUGUUGUAUUUUCAAGAGUUUAUUUGUUGAAGUCUGCUUUGACCUAGCCGUAUAAGAAUAAAUGAACAUACUGUUUGUAAUUAUAGUUUUGGCCUAAACAAGUGAUACAUAUAUAGUUUAUAGUAGGUUGUACAUGGCAUGUAAGGUUGUUUUGCAGUUUGGGAAUGAUACAUGUUUGACAGAGUCAUGUGUGCCUUUCAAUAGCAGAUAUCUCACAACUUCAUUUUCAAAUCAGUCACUUUUUUAGCUCACCUGUCACGAAGUGACAUGGUGAGCUUAUGUGACCGUGUGAUGUCGGGUGUCCGUAUGUGCAUACGUGCGAGCGUGUGUGCGUGCGUCCGUCAAGAAUUUGUUUGUGUAGACAGUAGAGGUCACAGUUUUCAGCCAAUCUUUAUGAAAUUUGGUCAGCAUGUUUAUCUUCAUGAAAUCUGGGUUGGGAUUGUAUUUGGGUCAUCUGGGGUCAAAAACUAGGUCACUAGGUCAAAAACUAGGUCACAUAAUAGGUCAAAUAAUAGAAAAACAUUGUGUAGACAAUAGAGGUCGCAGUUUUCAUCCAAUCUUUAUGAAAUUUGGUCAGAAUGUUUAUCUUGAUAAAAUCUGGGUUGGGAUUGUAUUUGGGUCAUCUGGGGUCAAAAACUAGGUCACUAGGUCAAAAACUAGGUCAAAUAAUAGAAAAACCUUGUGUAGACAGUAGAGGUCACAGUUUUCAUCCAAUCUUUAUGAAAUUUGGUCAGAAUGUUUAUCUUGAUCAAAUCUGGGUUUGGAUUGUAUUUGGGUCAUCUGGGGUCAAAAACUAGGUCACUAGGUCAAAUAAUAGAAAAACCUUGUGUAGACAGUAGAGGUCACAGUUUUCAUCCAAUCUUAAUGAAAUUUGGUCAGAAUGUUUAUCUUGAUAAAAUCUGGGUUGGGAUUGUAUUUGGGUCAUCUUGGGUCAAAAACUAGGUCACUAGGUCAAACUCUAGGUCAAAUAAAAGAAAAACCUUGUGUAGACAAUAGAGGUUGCAGUUUUCAUCCAGUCUUUAUGAAAUUUGGUCAGAAUGUUUAUCUUCAUGAAACCUGGGUUGGGAUUGUAUUUGGGUCAUCUGAGGUCAAAAACUAGGUCACUGGGUCAAAUAAUAGAAAAACCUUCAACAAUUUGUUUGUGUAGACAGUAGAGGUUUUCAUCCAAUCUUUAUGAAAUUUAGUCAGAAUGUUUAUCUUGAUGAAAUCUGGGUUGGGAUUGUAUUUGGGUCAUCUGCGGUCGAAAACUAGGUCACUUGGUCAAAAACUGGGUCACUAGGUCAAGUAAUAGAAACACCUUGUAUAGACAAUAGAGUUCACAGUUUUCAUCCAAUCUUUAUUAAAUUUGGUCAGAAUGUUUAUCUUGAUGAAAUCUGGGUUGGGAUUGUAUUAGGGUCAUCUGGGGUAAAAAACUAGGUCAAUAGGUCAAAUAAUAGAAAAACCUUGUUUAGACAAUAGAGGUCACAGUUUUCAUCCAAUCUUUAUAAAAUUUGAUCAGAAUGUUUAUCUUGAUGAAAUCUGGGUUGGGAUUGUAUUUGGGUCACCUGGGGUCAAAAACUAGGUCACUAGGUCAAAUAAUAGAAAAACCUUGUGUAAACAAUAGAGGUGACAGUUUUCAUCUAAUCUUUAUAAAAUUUGGUCAGAAUGUUUAUCUUGAUGAAAUCUGGGUUGGGAUUGUAUUUGGUUAGUCAGGUGAGCGAUUCAGGGCCAUCAUGGCCCUCUUGUUUAUCAAUCACUGUUGGCAGUUAACCCUUAGCAUGCUGGGAAAUUUGUCAUCUGCUAAAAUGUUGUCUGCUGAAUGUCUAAAAUUAGCAUUUUCUUCGAUUUUUUUUCAAAGAAUAUUAUCAGAAUAGCAAACAGUUUGGAUCCUUAAGAGACGCCACGUUCUGUGGAGUCUCAUCUGGAUCCAAACGGUAUGCAAAGGCCUAUAAAAUUUGGUUCCAGCGCUUAAAGGGUUAAGACAAAUAGUGCACAAGUUUUGUUUUCAACAGUCUCCGAAUAACAAUAAUUAUAAAUGUCAUUCUUAAAUAUGUAGCUCCUUGACUUCCAGUUUUCAUGAUCGCAACAUGGAGUAUAUUAUCUUUAAACAAAUUACUGGGGUAAACUUAAUUUUACUAAGGCCAUUUUAAUAAAAAUAAGGCCAUAAUUGAUAAAACAGUAAAACACAACACAAAAGGUCAUACAACUUAUUUUUUUAAUAUUAUGAAGGUUAUUUAACCCAUUCCCACUCAGAGGCAAGGUGAAAAUGGCAAUGUGCAAACAGCAUAAAACCAGAACAGCCUGCAAGUAACUCGCAGUCUGUUCAGGUUAUAUGCUGUGUGCUGCUCAUCAGUAUCUAAGGGUUGGAAAUGAAGCCUUUACAACUUGAAAUUAGUAAGAAAAGUCUUUAAUAAUUAAAUAUAAGGGACUACAAAUGCGUGAAAAUACAUACCAAAGUGGUAAAGGGUGAAUUGUUUAUUUGUAUGAUAAUUGUGGUCAAGACAGAAGCAGUCUUAUUUUAAGUGGUAGUAAUACAUGUAUAUUCAAAGGUGUGUAGCUCUUGAACUCUUGUACAUGUCUCAGAAAUAGUUUAUUAGUAAUUGUUGAGGGUCAUGUUUGAAAUUAGACAUAACUGUAUAAAAGUGAUAAAUUAGUAUAAAAUGUAUUAGUGAUUGUUGAGGGUCAUGUUUAAAUUACUUUAUAAAGUAAAGAAAAUAGUGUGUUUAUUAUAAUGUAACCCCUUUCAAUUCGAGGGCCAGUCAUUGUUUUACUUAUAAGAGAGCUGUACGUUUAAAAAUCUUUACUUCCAAAAUCUUUUAUUCCUGGCGCUUGGCAUCAAAUCGUUGCCCUCAUUUUGACUAGCUUGAUCGGCAACAAGCCAUGUCAGAAUGCGUCCUUUUUGGGUCUGCAACCUUUGACCUCAGGUGUAACCAUGAAAGGUCUCUAAAUUUGGUCUCAAUUUUGUGAAGUUGUAAUGUAUGACAUUUGUGUUUGCAUAGAAAAGCAUGGUUCAAGUGCACAAACUUAAUUGCCUAUAGUUAAAGUGUUGGUUUAUACUAAAUGAAAAAAGGUGCAUCUAUUCAAUAUGUAUUUCCACAGAAAUUGAUUGCAUUUAUGCUAUUAUUAUUAUUUUAUAUCAUGACUACAUAUUGCAUCUUACACCUGUGAUUCACUCAUGGCAUGCCUUAGGUCAAUAAACAGGUAUGCACUCUCUGUAUUCACUCUAUGCAUUAUUGGUUUUACUUGUGAUAUUUGUAAAAUAAGGAGUCCAUUUGACUGCUGAAAAAGUCCCAAUUUAACACUAUGAAUGUUAAUCUGCUGGAGUUUUAUCAUAUUUAUUUGAAAUGAUGCAUACAAGCCUGGUCAUCAAGCUGGUAUUUACAUGUUAAUGUUCUACCAUGUAUCAAACUGUGCUUGUUCGUUAACAACCACCAUUCUUUUAUCAGCAUUAACAAAAUAACACAAUGAAUGUAGCUAACUUUUAUUUACUAAUUUUUGUUUGUUAUUUUUCUGUUGAUUUAAAAAAAAAAUAUCUUAUACUCAGCACUUUUAACCUAGUGUUGAAAAAAAGGUCAACAUGUCACGAGGCUAACCAAUGAAAAACUAGUAAACUGUUUGUUGUAAGGUAGAUUUUUAUGUCCACCACCACUAUAGUUGGGGACAUAUUGGCUUUGCCGGGUCUGUUGGUUUGUUUGUUUGUUUGUGUGUUUGCGUCAAACUUUAACAUUUGCCAUUACUUUUGCAAUAUUGAAGAUAGCAACUUGAUAUUUGGCAUGCAUGUGUAUCUCAUGGAGCUGCACAUUUUGAGUGGUGAAAGGUCAAUGUCAAGGUCAUCCUUCAAGGUAAAAGGUCAAAUAUAUGGCUUCAAAGCGACGCAGUAGGGGACAUAGUGUUUCUGACAAACACAUUUCUUGUUUAAUAUAAAUAUUGUGUUUGCCAUUUACACAUGUUCUAUAUAGACUGACAUUGGUUGUUGUUAUCUCAUCAACGAAAUUGCCUGUGAUUUGACGUACAAGUAGUGCUGUACGCGACAUGAAUAUAAUAUUUAAAACAAGUAUUCUAUUUGUGUGUAUUUCUUUACACCUCCAACUUUCAUGGGCUGUUUUGAAUGAAUAUUUGUUAAACUGUUUGCGAAUUUCUGAAUGUACAUUGUUUUAAACUAUGCACUGUGCUCUUUAUUACUUGUGUAUUUUUCAUGUUUAAUAUUGUCUUAUACAAACAUGCUGUACUUGUAUGUAUGUAUUAUGUUUUUCUAAAUGUGCUUUAUGAUUUGUCAUGCCUCAUGGGCCCCUUAACCCAUUUAUGCUUAGCGGAUAGAAAAAAGGCCUUGGCAAACAGCGUAGACCCUGAUGAGAUGCUGCAUGAUGCGGCGUCUCAUCAGGAUCUGCGCUGUUUGCUUAAAGGAAUUUCUGUAAGAAAUAUUCUAAAUAUAGAAAUAAAUAUACUAGACAUCCCUAAUUUUGGAAAUACAUUGAUCCAAUUUAGAAGGAUGGGAGAGUCCGCUAGGCAUAAAUGGGUUAAUGCAAAAUGUCAAUUGAAAAAUUGUAUAAUGCCUAGUCUUAACUGUUCAGGAAAAAUCUUUUUUUAAAGAAAUAUCUCUCAAUUUAUUCUGUUGAUAUUCCUCGCUUUAAAUUUUGUGUCUUGCACUAUUACACUGGUUGUUAAACUAAAGUUGAUCUAAACGGAAACGUUUUGUUGGUGUGUAUCAGGUAUAAAUGUGACUUAAAGAUCUCUUUUGAAUGUAACUGUUUUGUUUGUUUGGUACAAAGAUUGUCCUUGCUAUUUUUAAGGUCCUUACAUAAUCCACCCUGUACACUGCUGAUUUUUAAUCAAUUGACAGUAUUACAUUAAGAAAUUGUUAUUUGUUUGGAUUUGUUUAUUUGGCGAUAAACAAUAUAAUGAUUUUUUGCCAUUUUUUGCUCUUUUUUCUUUUUAUCAAUAAACCAGAGUCAUUAUUUAUAACUUCUAGCUAACUAUUUGUACUUUCGUGUGACAUACAGCAGCCAUUGUGGUAUUUAAAUCAACUUAACAAAGCAACAAUGUAGAUGGGUUGUUUUGUUUUGUAUUAAGGAGGUGGAUGGAGGGGGGUCAUCAACAAUUUUUUAUUUCUUAUUGUUUAUGAAUUUAUUGUGUGGAAUUAUGUUAUAUUGACAACUGAAUGCUUAUGUUUUAAUGAUUGUUAAUAUUUAGAGUAUGUAAUUAGUGUUGUAGAUUUUGAUUAUUUAAUGCAUUAUGCAUGGGUAUUUACGAAAUAGUUUUUAGUCUCAAACAUAUUAAAAUUAUAGUUAUGUUAAGCUCUUUUUCUGUGCCAAACAAAACUUGUUUUCCAUAACCUGUAUAUUAUAAAAUAUAUGAAAAAAUAUUUUGUUAUAUUUGUUUCAGUGCUGGGCCUGUACUCACCCAACAAUUCUUAGACUUAAGACUUAACAUAAAGAAUAUUCUUUAAAUUUAUAAAUUCAACAAUUGCUUAAAUUUGUAUUCAAACUUGGCGCAGACCACCUCUAUUGACAACAUUCUUCACGUAGAACGUUUUCUGUAAUAACAUAUGCACAAGUGGAGGCCUGUAUUACGAUAUAUUCAAACACGGAACGCAUUUUUCUUGGUUCCAAAUCUGUUCUUUAUUUUUAAGUCUAAGAAUGAGUUGGUAAAUACGGGCUCUGGUUAAUGUGUUUAUAGCCUACAACUGUUACUAGUUUAUUAUAUUUUGUAUGUUGACAUCGUAUAUUUUUCUUUCUGAUUAUAUUUGCAAUUACAGUUUUUGUUGCAACUUCAGCUGUAAGUUUUUUUUCUUGAUGUAUAUGAAUCAAGAUCCUUGGGCAACCAUAUAUAGUAAAAAUCUAAAAAGUAUUUCAUUAAAUAUAAUUGAUUAAGUGCAAACUUUAUAUGUAUUUGUUUCCUACAUUCAUGUAUUAGUAUUUGCUAUCAACUGCCAUGAUAAUGCUUAUGUCUUGAUGCUUUAACAAGUUUCUUUCUGGACAGUUUUUGUAGAGUUUUGGAUUUUUUUCCUUAAAUAAAAACAAAGACACAAAUUUUGUGAAUACUUUAAUAGUACUCUUUGGAACAUGGCCCCAUAUGGUGAAAUUCAUGUAUAAUAUUCAAUAAUGUGUAAUAACAUAUGUUGUAAAAAUGGUAAAUACAUGUAUUAAAGAUAUAAGUACUUACAUAUUUGAAGCAUAUAAGUGUAAAUAUAUUGAUUCAUGCAUUUUUGUAAACAAAGCCACUACAGACUUUGGUGAAUUUUCAGAUAUUAAGAAAUUAUUGAACUUUCUAAACUUCUGACACUAUUUAGUUUUCCAUAAGAUGCUUUGUGUAUAGGGGUCCUGGAUAGUGUGUGCAUGUGUAUUGCUGACUGUGCGAAAGACUAUUGGUGGGUGUUUCAUCGUGUUGCCACAUGAAAUCAUGAUUUUAAUCGCGUUCUGAGAAAACUGGGCAUAAUGCAUGUGCGUAAAGUGUCGUCCCAGAUUAGCCUGUGCAGUCCGCACAGGAUAAUCAGGGACGGCACUUUCCACUUAUAUGACAUUUUUCGUUUAAAUGAAGUCUCUUCUUUUCAAAAAUCCAAUUUAGGUGGAAAGUGUUGUCCCUGAUUAGCCUGUGCGGACUGCACUUUACACACAUGCAUUAUGCCCUGUUUUCACUGAAGAAGACUCAUUUUUGUGUAUAGCCUCAUUCGGGUAACGGUCCAUGCUCAUGGUUUAUUUUGAUCCCCACCCUACAUACAAGUCCUCAACUGGCCACAAUGAAUCUAUCAUCUUUUUGAAAUUGACUCUGUGAUUAAGGAAGAUGCUUCUAGUAUUAAACUAAUAAAGGCUGUAUGAAUCAA
This is a messenger RNA of Dreissena polymorpha, 10733 nucleotides long. Its product is annotated as spermatogenesis-associated serine-rich protein 2-like. Gene Ontology annotation, cellular component: cytoplasm. The record is from RefSeq and is a predicted model, not a curated record. NCBI's taxonomy places the organism in Eukaryota, Metazoa, Mollusca, Bivalvia, Myida, Dreissenidae. Gene Ontology annotation, molecular function: protein binding. The transcript is spliced from 16 exons. Bases 165 to 2366 code for a protein of 733 amino acids.